CAAUUAAUAAGUAAUUAUCAUUAUUAUCAACAUUAUCAUCAACAAUAAAUAAGUAAUUAAUAAGUAAUUCAAAUAAUUCGUUAAUAUCGAUGAUUUGUUCAAUUCGUUACUAUUCAAUGAAGAUAAAUUAAUGCAUAUUUAUUGUUUUCAAUUAAUUAUUCAUAUUUUUAUAUAAUAAAUUUUAACUCAUGUUGUAAGGACAGUCAUGUUAGCGCAUUUUUGUUAUCGUGCUUUAUUCCGAAAAUUUUUGAACAACAAUAGCAUUUUCUGACCAUGGAAUGGCACUCGAUCAUCCUAGAUACCGUAAUAUUUAAUACGUAAUAUUUGACGUGUCUGUAAUAAAAAAUUUAUGGGAUAGUGCGAAUAAUAGUUCUGGGAAAAGAAACUUACCAUCUGCGCCAGAGAUAUCCUAUGAAAACUGUUGAAAGAUGCAAGAGCAUUGCCAGAGUGUUUUUGUGUGUCUUCUGAAAUAUUUUCAAGCUGCAACUUUUAUAAUAUAUUCGAGAAAGCACGCCGUGACUCUCCAUAAAUAUUCAACAGGCUGAUGCAAAGUAAAAUAAUGAAACAUUGAUGUUAUAUGUAACAACUUCUAGUCAUUUGCGAUAAGAUUACAUUCAUGAACUUGUUGCUCGUUCUCAUGUGCCAAACGAACGCGCAGCGAGACGAUAAAGAUGCAUCUGAGUUUAAUCGUCACAAAGAAAACAUCACAAUAACCGCAUCAGAAAUUUUACAAAUCUCUAAACUAUACAUAAUCAACAACUUCCUAUUCUCGAGUUUCUUCCGAGAUUAAAGCGAUUCGGACAUUUCCUGCUGCUGUUAACUUUUCUCCUUGGAGUAAGUGCGAAGUUCAGAAUCAGUUACGUCAGAAUAGUUCCUCGAGUGCCUAUAACCCUUAAAGAGAAACUUUAAGUUGGGGUCGAAGAAUGCGAUUAAAGGGUGCUAUCGGUACGAGCUUAGCGCUCUCGUGUGCGAUCCAUAGUUAUUUAUAGUUCGAGCGGCAUAUUUUUAACCGAGAUCUUCCUCUCGUUGAUGCUCAUCAUCAGACCUGACGCGCAAAACACGAAAGGGAUUCUUCGACGUUCCGCGUUCGCAUCAUUGUGCCACGUGUCGCUGUCAGUGAUAAACGUAGGCUAGUUAUCGAGCGGGAUGUACUGGCUAAAUUGUCAAGAAGAUUCGCGAGACCGGUCGGAUGUCACAAAGAAAUCGACAGACGUCGAGUCUUUCGUGGCCGCGAAGAAAUGUGCUUUUACACACAACGCGACGCGGUGAUCAAUAAUUAGACUUACCGCGUUCGUCGGAGCGUGGCACGCAUGCUCCGCAUACGGAACGCGCGACGAAGCUUCCGACGUGGCUAUCAUUGAUAAAAUUUCGAUGCUGUUGCGCCCCGCCGAUCAGACGCGCCUUCCUUCCUUAUCCUCGCGGGUCCUCGCGAAUUAUCGGAUUUCAUUCGGCGCGAUGAAUUCGGGAACUUUCGCGAUGGAAAGAGCAUACGGCGCGAUAAGUGAUUUAAUCGUUAAAGUGCACUUCUGUCUAUUUUUUGCAAGAAGUUAAGCGCUAGUAACUUAGCAUGUUCGUCGUUUCGCACACGCAUGUACACUGUGCUUAGUGAUUUAGACGGCUUUUUCAAUUUAACAAUUAACAAUCGAAUAUUUUUAUAAACGCGAUACUGUCGCACUAAUUAUAAUCUGUGGAUGAAUCGCAAAAAUGUAUGAUUAGCAUAGCUAAUCAUAAAAUUUCCUUGGAUCAAAUUACUGAUACGGCUAUACAUAAGAAUUUCUUCCAUUAAUUUUAUAUUCUGUUUUUAUGAAAUUUCCAUAUUGAUUCUGUAGAAAAAAGAAAAAAUACAAAUAUACAAAUUGUUUUUGUAUAUUUAACGAACUCACCUGAAUCAUUUUAACGCGACAUCUUUGACAUAAUUUUUCAGACAAUUUGACAAUGUGCCGUCUGCUAUUGAUUUUAUGUAUUUUUGUGAACGACCUACUACUUGUAUACUAGAUACGAUAUAAAUUCGAUACCUCGGUUCAACGCUCAAAUAUUACCUAUGAACUUUCCAUGUCAUUAACCCGGCCAAAAGCGCAAUGACCGUCUCUUGUACGAAAUGAAUGUAUAAUGAACUAUGUGAUGCAGACACUUGCUGACGAUCCAAACGAUUAUUACAAACUGUCGCGUUUUCCAUAAUGCAACGCUUGUAAUGCUAGACGAUCUGCGAUUACAGGCAAUUGAUCAUGGAUAUCCAGAUAGAAAGUUUUAUGCCAUCUAUCACAUGUAUAUAAUGCUAUCAAGAGAACUAUAUCAUUAAUCCUAAAUUUAAGAAAAUUGAUGACUAAAAUUUAAAAUAUUAAAUGAAAAACUUCAGAGAUGCAUAUGCUUCAUAUUAAUCGGCAUUAAUUUAUGUUAAUCAUGUUUGAAUCUUUUAUGUGUACAUAUACACGAGGCAAUUUUCUAAUAAUCAUCUGUCUAUUAUUUCAUUUUAUGGAGGAGGAAGACUGCAGCUUGAAGUGUGAAAUUAUAACUUCCAUCUGUGAUCAAUGCCUAUUGAAAUCCACGCUCGAUGAUUAUUGACUAGCGACGGCAUGUUCUUAAUAAGCAGAGACACUCGGCGCGGAUCGAACUUGAUCAAAUUGGGUCGAAUCAACGAGCAUACCGUCUCCUCGCGUUAAUGUGUCUCGUCGAAUCGAGAUUUGCAUCGAACGAGCUUUAAAAGCAAAAUAAAAAUAUCACGUCCUACCAAUGCGAUGCAAUGUAAAUUACUAUUUAUGUUACUCUUAAGCGUAAAAACAACACUAGUUCUCAACCUAAAAAACAUGAAUCAAAUAUUUGCACUCGAAAAUUCAAGCGUUCUUAUGCAACAUUCAGCCAUUUUUAUGUUAUUUGUUAUUUGACUGUAUUAAGCGAGUACAGUUAGGUCUCACGAAUGAUUAAAAGAUACAAAUAUGCCAUUUGGUGGACUUACUAUGUCCGUCGUAUCUUUAACCUUUCGUAACAGUUCUAACUAUUUCAUGUGACCCACAAAAGGAUGAAAUGAAGGCAUCAAUUCUUAAAUUACGAAUGUUUUCAUCGACCAACUAUUUUGAGCAUUCUCUUAGGAAUUCUGAAUAAAGCUCAGAUUAAUUCAGUUUCGAAAUAAAAACUGCAGAAUGCUUUUUGUUCAGUAUUACUUACAUGUGCCCAAUAUCCUCGUAUCAAAUUUGUAAUAAUUAAUUUCAUCUUUAAAAUGUCAUUGUAUAGUGCGUCCUCCAAUUCAUCCCAGGGCAUCACGGUUCGCGAUUAUCGCAUGCAGUGUUAUACACAUUCUAGGAACUAAUCCAUCGCGACGAUACGUGGUUUUGCGUACGGGCGAAGACACAUAACGAAUUUCCUAUAACAACGUAGACCUUGAAGGCUUAAUUCUCAUGUUCGCUUCAUCUAAUAAUCUCUCCUCCUCGUAUGAGGUUAUACAUUAAAUAAACUCGCGUUACGCUGCUCCAUUUAAACGAGGCCUGUAGCCACUAAUCUUUUCACGGAUAAACUAUUCAGUGUAAAUAAAAAUUGAAUGGCACAUGGUUCACCAUAUUAUAUGUCGGUAUUUUAUUUUGUUUGUGACUAUAAAAGCCAAAUACGAGACAAAUUAUCAUCAAAACUUCUUUACUUGAAGUGAUAAUUGCGUUUGAAAAAUGUAAGUGCUCUAUUUAGCUAUCAAUCAUAUAAAUAACAUAUAAAUUUAUUAUAUAAAACUCACAUCAUUUGGAUGCUUUAUCAUUUGAUGUUAAUUAUCAAUUAUUGAUAACAAUAAAAAUAUAACAACAAUAUAUUAGUGUUAUGAAUAAUAUUCCCUGAUAUAAUUAUUUAAUAUUUAUGACAAAUAUAUUUAUGUAUAUUAAGUUUCAUGUCAAUCGACUAAAAUUAAUCUCUUAUCAGUUAUCUUGAUAUUCAAGAUCCUAAUCUGCAGAUACGUAAGCUCUUCAUAAAUAUCCGGGAUUAUUGCGGUACAAAAUGAUUCCACGUGACAAGAUAGAAAAAUAGUCAAACAAAACUUUGCGCUGCUCAAAGAGCUCCGUAACACACGCUAAAAAGAAAAAUCGAAUUGCUUUGACUUUUUGGGUCACAUGUUCACUUGUUCUCUCCAAAUCGUAAAGGGACGCUUCUCAAGCGUAUUCUUGUAAACGACCAUAUACAUGCGGGGGAUAAGACGGGGGUGCACAGUGGGAAGCUGCGUGCGGGGCGCAUGCGUUGUGACGGGAGUGGCACCACGUAGAAUCGCUACGGCAGCCACGGGGGCUGAAACGACGAUUUCGUGGAACAACGUCGGUAGUGCCUAUUGCAGGGCUCCACGAGGCGGCAGCUACCCCUCGUGGCAACACUCCCUCACCACGGUAGUGUCGCGGGGUUGUAUGCGCGCGCGCAUACCACCCUUCGUCCAACUUAUCGUUCAGCUGACUCGACGCACUCGUCGCACGUAGACGCCGCUUCUCCAGGUGCUUCGGACAGCUGUUUCGAGCGCCCCGUUGCGACGCCGACGCCACGAAAUUUCCGGAUAAUCAAGCGCGAUUGUUGAGAGCGCCAGCAGCCAUUCAGCCAAGAGAAAAGCGUACACGAAAAGUAACGCAUCUUCAUUGCUCGUUGACUUUUGGUGUGAUCGUGCCGUGAGACCGGGGGAUGCUCGUCGGGGUCGUUCGCUUGUGGUGCAUCCGUGCCUCACAGUGCGUGCAUCGAUGUGCAUCGAGGUGGUGUCGUGCCGCAUAAUCAACGAGGACGAUGACGACGACGACGACGACGACGACGACGACGAUGACGAUAACGAUGAUUGUUCGCUAAAGAUGGUACGAUCCGACGACACGCUAAUUUUGCUACGUCGAUGUGUCAAAGCACUGCAUUUGCCUGAUGCUCUAUCGCGAGUAAGUAUGCGUUCGACAGUCCUCGAUGGACCACGUCGCACUAUUGUUGGUGGACGAUGAUGAUGUGGACGUUUAAAUCAUGGCCGUUUCAUGAAUGCGUGUGUGUUUAACGAGGAAAGUCUCUACGUCGUAUAUUAGGUCACUUUUCUUCUGUGAAAAUUAUAGGAUGCUCGCUUUGCAGAACAACGUGUGCUCUGGUUUUCUAAAUACAAAACUGAAGAGUGAAUAAACCUUGCACAUUUAACGAUCGAAAAUUAUUAAACUGCACUUUGCAAGAGAAUACUGAAUUAUUAAUUUCACGUUAUAAAAUAUGAUUUUACAUUAUAGAACACAAAGUGAAUAAUAUGUAAUAGAAAAAAUACUGCACACAGAACAAUUUGUUUUGUUCUUUAGUAUUUGUAUUAGUAUUUGUAUUUUUUUGCAAAAAAUAUCAAAUUGCAAAGAUUAAAACGAUUUAGUUCAACUAAUCUGUUGCAUUUAAAAAGCGAAUACAUAUCGGUUUUCAUUCACCUUUUAAUAUGCUUCAUAUAUUUUUAUUGGAUCGUGUUUUUGUUACAGUUACGUUGAGUAUUCAUACGAAUUGAUUGACGUGAGUUCUUGUGUGUCGCACCUCGCCGAAAAAACACGAAGGAUUGAAAUUGCCAAAAAUCGUGAUCCACCAAUGCUUGCCUCUUUAGAUUUCCGAAGAGAAAAUUACGCAGAUUAAAUCGAAAGUUCCUCAAAGUUCGUUUCUUAUGCUCCAAAUUGAUAAGUUUAGCAUUGCACGAUUUAUCAUAGUAUUGCGAAAAGAGAAACAUUAGUAACAUCUUUACAAUUCAAAUACCGAAGCGCUUAUGUUUGACUUUAACGAAUUGCGAAAAAUUUUAAUUCCAAUUUUAAUUAUUGAAAUCAUCGGUUUAACGUCCAUUUUUGGGUAAUAUCGAGGCGGAAAUUGCAACGUAUGUAAAAUUGUAAUCACGACAAUCGUAACUGAUUUAAAGCAUGCACGCUCCUCAUUCUGUCGCCUACGUUGCACGCACAAGGGAUUCGUUUGCGUUGAUAAAAAUCGCGAAAUCACUAAAAAGGACUUAACGUUUAAGCUUUCUCAUUCAAUGACAUUAAAGAUUCCUGCCAUAAAUUCAAUCUGAUCUCCCGCUGCUGAUGCUUAAAGUGUGUCCGAUAAUUUUGCGCAGCAUUUGAUUGCGAAGAAACGAUCAGUAAAUAAAUGGCUGAAUAUAAAUUUAAAUGGUAAACAAAUGGCUUAAGCACUGCAUGCAUCUUCCUAAUUGCAUUGUAAUCGACCGGUCGCGAUCGGAUUAACUACUCGAGCAUUUUAUCGGUUUCACCAACCGCUGGUGAGGUAAAAAUCGAUUUCAGCUAUCAGCUUCGGCCACUCUUAUCGACGUUAUCUGCUUUCUGCAUCGCAAAUAAACUGGUGCGAGAUGUUCCCCCGCAUGUUACACGUUAUAGACCGGUGAGAAUAUUAAACGGGGUACACGUAAUUACCGCGUGCUUUAAAUUAUAGUCUAAAAUGCAAAUAAGUAUAGCGCGAAUGUGUGCCAAAUAAUGAUGUUGUACAACGGAGCCUUUCGCAAUCUAUAUAGCGCGUUAUAUACAUUACACGCGUAAUGCAGUGCGUGGCUAUCUAUAUUGUGGUGCUUGUAACAGGUGGUGCAGCUAUACAUACGGCACGAAAGAACGGAGAGAAAUAUUCCUAUAUUUCGUUGGCUUUCCAGCGGGACAGAUUUUACUUGACGUAAAAUCAGAAAAGUGUUACACGAAAUUAUUAUAUAUAUGUAUGUUAGUGCUUUACAGUGCUUUCGCAACAUCAUUAAAUCAUAUUCAUGCCAGAUUGGAACAUGCUCCAAUUGAAUUAAUUAAUUAAAUCAUAUAUUUGAUAACGACGUUAUUAUAAGUUUAUUUAUGAAGAGCUCCGUCAAUUUAACGUUAAUGAAAUCUAUUCUCGUUAAACAUACAAGCAUCAUGUUAGUUUCGUGCAUGAUUCAGUCAACGAGACAAUCGGCUUUUCAGAGUUCUACUAAAAAUAUCGCACAUUCAAAGCGAGCUAUUGCGAAUCUAAAAGGAAUAUCGCGAGAAUAAACCGAACGAUUGAACAUGAAUCACGAGAACGGUUGAGAGCAGCGUGUGCGCGGUAUAAUAAGAGGCAAGAGAGAUGAAAGUGAAACGAUGAAGAAGAGAGUGGCGCUUCUAAUUGGAGAAUGAACGGAUUUUUCAACUCCCUCAAAAACCUCGCGUCCGGUGCCGCGUAUGCUACCGGCUCUACCUCGAAAUACGAAGAGCUCGAAGUUGAAGAUACAAAAAUGAGGUUCAGUUUGACUCCGCAGCCGGGAGAAAGUGGUUUCAUACAAUGGUUAGACGCGAUGAAGAUGGUCGCAAAAUUACAAGGAGGAAUACCGCCCGAGUUUCGGAAAAGGUUAUGGCUGACGCUGGCGGAACGUCAUCUAGAACAACGUGGCGUGGAUUGGAAGCAGGCUGAGAAGGUCUGCUUCAACGAAUGGAGUAAUCCUGAUGACGAAGAGCUCGGCAUACAAAUCGUGAAAGAUCUGCACAGAACAGGCUGCAGCCUGUUCUGCGGCGCCGCUGGCCGGGACAAUCAGGCAGUUCUUCGUCGCGUCCUGCUCGGCUUCGCCCGCUGGAACAAGUCCGUGGGCUAUUGCCAGGGCUUGAACGUUCUGGCCGCCCUCGUCCUGCAAGUAAUGGAUCGCGCGGAGUCUUCGGCUGUGAAGGUGAUGAUAUAUUUGAUAGAAGGCGUUCUGCCGGAAGGCUAUUUCGCCGAUAAUCUGCGCGGUCUCUCAGUGGACAUGGCGGUGUUUCGGGACCUCCUGCGCUCGAGGCUGCCGAAGUUAUCCAAGCACCUCGAGGCGCUCCAGAGCGAUGCAAAGGAUAAAGCGACGGGGAGUAGCUACGAACCGCCGCUCACGAAUGUAUUCACCAUGCAGUGGUUCCUUACGCUUUUCUGCCAUUGCUUACCGCAGGAAGCAGUGCUUCGUGUCUGGGAUCUGAUAUUUCUCGAAGGUGAUGAAGUACUCCUUAGAACGGCGCUCGCUAUCUGGGAAGGCCUCUCCGACCGCAUAAUGACCGUAACAUCAGCGGAUGAGUUCUACAGCAUAAUGGGAGUGCUCACGAGAGAAAUGUUAGAGUUCACCGACACGAACAAUCUCAUAAAGAAUAUUGUUGGUAUGGGACCCUUACAUGGUGUGACAAGUUUGAGAGAGAAGCAUCGAUACAAUAUCACCCCUUGGGCGCGUAAGCUGAGUGAUGACGAUGACAGCGAAACAGAAGAGGAUGAGAGAUUAGCUGUAGCAGCUGCCAUGUUCAGCAUGGCACAACGUAUAAAGAAAGAUCGCAUACCUUCGACAAUAGGAGCUCUACAAGCGAUGGCACCUAGCAGUGAUCGAGAACGCCUUGCUCUAGAUAUUAGUACGCUAAAGCAGCAAUACGCAAAACUACGAGAACGACAGCGACAAGCACACAUAAUACUUUCCGCCGCGUGCGCGAGACAGACCAUGGUACCUCCGCCCACUUCCACAGCCAUGAAUCAUCUUUUAGUGGGUAAAAAUGCCCUCGUAAGUGGAAAGAAUCGACCAUUGAGUCUGCCGCCCGCCACUGGCACAUCGAAGUUACGAUCAACGGCCCUUCACAGCCCGAGAAAUCAAAGUCGCAGAGAAAAACAAGGUGUGACGCUUCAUUGGAAAGAUGCAAAAAGACCGAAACAAAGAGCCGGUGACGCUGGUGAGAGCAAGGUAGAACCUUCAUCUACCAAUGAUGCAGACGCUUUUGGUUCAGCGUUUUUACAAUCUCCUCCAGAAACAACUUCUACAACGUCUCCUAAUCGGAGCACCGCUGACAGCGACAGUGACAGCACAUCGACGGAGCUGUGCGACGAGCCGGAGCAUCUGAGUGACGUCGAUAGCGAAGAACUUACGUCAGCAUCUGACUCUUACGUUCUCGCGACGGACGACGAAAAGCACGCCUGUGUUGAGGGUUCGUCGACCUCAGCGAGUACACCUGCACGCUCGUACGUCAGAAGCGAGCCGAUGACGACGACUGAAGUAGUGCCACGGAAUACGGAUUCAAUUCUCGUGAUUGAUCGCAACGACGAGGUCGCAUCCUUGACCGAGAUCUCGAUCGCCAAGAUCACCGAUCAAAUACGAAGGCUAUCGGCAGAGGACGACAAUAAUACGACGGUUCCUCAAACGCAAAAAGCACGCGACAACGACGAACUCCCGGUGCAGGAUUAUUCAGUUGAGAAAUCACAGAUGGAAAUGGACUCCAAGUUGCCAGAUCCUGUCGAUUACACGUUACUUACGUCGUCGAGUGCGGACGCGACCAAUUCGUCAUCGAAGAAUUAUUUAAGCCUUAAGUCUAAUCUCGUCGAGGAAAGAACGAGUAAUAUUUUGCACAGGACAGAUCGGCUGAAAGAUACGAAGGAAGAAGAGGACAUUAUUCGGGUUAGCAGCAGAAAUAUUACCGUCCUUAAGACGAAUGUUACGGAAAUCUCCGCGAAUACAUCGCGAGAUGAUUUCAAAGAUCAAACGACCAGCUCUUUAGAUAGAAAUUACGAUAAAUUUAUCGCGCCUUUAGAUACGAGCGACAAGCCCUUCGAAUCCUCCCUGAGAUUUUCCAGCAGGGUUUACCUGGAUUCCAGAAACGAUAAUGAUUCGAAUGACAUGGAUACGAGCAGCAGAGCCUUGGACGUCGCAGCAGAUUCGCGAUCAUUUUAUUCCAAAAGAUACAUCAUGGGCCACCUACCAAUCUCUCCAAUAACAAUGGACAACAAACUGACGAAACUAUCGCACGACAUAUACAACGUUGCGGCAAACCCGGAGGUUUGCCUGACGAAUCCCGAAACGACUUUAAGAAGAGACAUCACUUUCGGUAACGAUCAGCCGACGAUACAAACAAAAUCGUAUUCCGAUUUGAAGAGAAGCCCGAAAUCGCCGGAAAGCACGAAGUCCUUCAGCUCCGGGGAAACGAUGGGUCCCGACACGAAACCCUCCAGUUUGACCAUGAGUCCGAGGACACCAAUCAGGUCGGACUCACGCGACUUCACGAUCAACAAAUCAGCCUGUUCGUCCAUCAGUUCUGAUUCCAAGACUCUCGUUCUGCAUUCCGCAAGCUCGGACAUCGCGCACGACGAUUCGAUGCCGAUCGCGAAGAAAACGUCGUACGACAGGACGAGCCCUUCGAUCAGUACGGACUCCCUUCGGAACAAAUCCGACACAAGCCCGAAAUUGGUUAUCAGCAGUUCAAGUGAUUCAACAUGCAGUCCGAGCAAAGUCAGGUCUUCCGAACGAUCGUUCAGUUCCGACUUGCAGUCGCCCGUAAGUGCCAACUCUAUAAGGUAUACCACAAGCUAUGGGAAACGAGGUCAGGACAACGUGUCAGACUCGCCGAUCGAUCUGAGCGCUGCGACCUCGCCGUUCUAUCCAAUCGCGAAUCCUAAUCAGAAAACCCCCUCGCCGUACGGUGUGAGCAAACAACAAAGAUGCAGUGUGGACAGCGCCGACACGUCACCCGAUCUGAAAUCGAUCAGCUCCAAGGAUUCUACGAAAUUUUCGGGGUAUCAGGCGAAACUAGAUCUCACGACAAAAUCGAUCGAGACUAAAGAGAGAGAAGUAUCCGACGGAGAAUCCGAGAGGAACGAUCUGUUUGCUAGACCACAAUUCGAGUUGAAUGCGGAGAUGAACGCCGGUUACACGUCGAAGGAGAGGAGCAAAGCCGAUUUGAGCUCUUACGAAUCGAUCGGCGGCGAGCUGUAUCGGAAGCGCGGAGAUUUCGCUGAUGACAAUGCAGACGAUCCGCUAUCGGAAAAGGACGUGGUGCCUCAAUUGCCGCACGAGAAGCUCGACAAGCACUACCUGAGUUACAAUUACCGGCGCAGAGACCGAUCGAAAUUGACCGAGAGGAGUUCCAGCAGUUUGGAGAGACGAUGCACCGACUUGAAGUUCUCGACGUCGAGCGAUGAAUUCAGCACGACUAUGGCGAAGAAGAGAUCAAGCGAUAUCCUGGAGGAUAUGAAGCACUUGGAAGCAAAGGCUUUCAGCGAUGGUUUACCUGACACAACUAUGCUGACGAAGAAGUCAAGUGAUAUCUGGGAGGACAUGAAGAACCUAGAAGCGAGACGGCAGGAUACCUUCAGCAAUUCGGCUAGUGGUUUCUCGAAACGGCGAUUAGAAAUCCCAGAUAUAAAUGUAACAAGCGAGGGUAGGAAAUCUUAUGUGGUGCAUCCGAAAAUCAAUAUUGACGAGAACAGCGAUAGUAUACUGAAGACUAUAUCUUGCAACAAGAAUACGGAUAGCGACACGGACGAUGGCAGAGAAUCAAAAGUUGGCGUUUGGACGAAGGUAAAACCCCGCAAGAAGGGCGACAACGGGCGUAGAAGCAGCGAUAGAGCUCUCAAGAUCAUUCAGGAGAACUCGGCCAUAUUGCACAAGAUCCUUGCUUGCCAGGCGAAGAAACGUUUACCGGAUCUAGAGGAGAUAUCCAAAGAAAUCACUAUCAGUCCUAUAAACGAGGAGAUCUCCAAGAUAUUUAGUCCGAUCCUCGAGAAAAUGGGACUGAACGAGCAUGAAAUAAACGAGGAAUUAGCCCGGAUAAAUUUCAAGGAUUUCGACAACAUGAGCGCCACCAGCGUGUCCGAGUUCGACGCGAAGAUCAACGAAGAACUAACGAAACUGUCGCUCAUCGAUGACGCGGAACAAAUCGAUCACCUGGGUGUAGACGAGAUUAUAUCGCACGAUUAUCUAGACACUCGUGAGGCGCUCAUAGAUCAUAAGAUAAACGAGGAACUCUCGAAGUUGCUAGCGAACUACGAGGAGGAAUCGCCGCCGAGCAUGAUCAACCUGGAUAAGGGCUCAUCCAGUCAGAAUAUAAGCGAGAUCGAAGGUCUCGAUCUCACCAGCAUCUCGACCAACGUAUUCUCCUACAAAUCCUCCAACGAUUCGAUCGAGACCAGGAGCGACCAGGAAUCCGUGCACGAGGCUGUAGUUCAACCUGUUCAAGAGAGGUUCCCGUUCGCGACGUUGAAAUACGAGCAGAGCCUAUCGCCCAAGAGCGACAUAGAUAUUUAUAGGGAGUUGGAGAAGCUCGACAAAAUCUCGUUUGUGCAUGUAUUGCCAAACAAACCUGUAGAAAUAUCGCCGAAACGAUUGUCUCCUAUCACGUAUGUAACCGAUGCUUCACCGUACCCGGAAGUACCAUCUGCAACGAGGUACGCGCCAAAGACGAGUCCAUAUGACAUUGAAUCAGCGACUACGUCGUUGAAGAGUACUUAUGAACCCUACAAGAGUUUCGACUUUGCGAAUAGGCCAUCACCACGGGAUAAUCUUUACACAUACGACAAACCCACUGAGUCCACGUUCGACUACACGGAUUCAAAAUCCAGGUUUUCGAUCGAUCCCUAUGACUUGCACGUGAAAAAUCCGAUAUUGUCAAAGGAAUCAUUGGAGUUUCGCGUGAAGUAUGAUGACGAAUCAUCGAGGUCGACUAGCAGCGAAUACGCUAAGAGUGCACAGGACAGCAGAUCGACGGUUUCCUUGGACACAGGUAGUUCUUACUAUGGCAAGAGCAACGAUAAAGCGGUCACGCCGACAAAAUACAUCAGCAAAGAAGAGAAACGUUUGGAUAUCGAAGACUACCCCUGCGAUAAGCCGGAUCUUCUGCGUCACAAGUACAGCGUUUUGUCUCCGAAAGAAUUUUCUCACGUUCAUGACACGGACUAUGACAAACCCUUAGGCAUAUUACCACACGUCAUGGUGGAUUCGGAGUCGGAUAUCGGUUCGUAUCUGCCGACGAGGUAUCGCGAUUAUAAUGUUCUGUCACCUAAUCGCCAAUACAGGGAUCACUACUUCCCUUCCAGUCCGAAUCAUUAUACCUCUAAACUUUCUCCAGGUCUAGCAGAGGAAGCGCAGAGACCUACCUCGCAUCCGGAAUCCCCGAGUAAAAUAAGUGCCGGCAAAUACGAAGAUCUGACGAGCAAGGGAUCGAACUGUUACAAGAAGUCAACGCUGAGCCUCGGUAGCAUUGACAGUACGAACAAAAGCGAGAAGGAUGUUGAUACCACUCCGAGUCCGAAGACACACUUCAGUCCUUUCCCCGUUAGAAAUAACACUAGAAAACCCAAAGAAUUGACGCUGAAGUUGGGCCUGUACUCGCCGCAGAGUUCCGACUUCAACCAAGUGAAGAAAUCAUAGUGCUCAGUAAUUUGUCGAAGUGUCGGUGCUUUCGACUUGCAGAGAAGUUCGCACAUGUACUGGUUCGGCGAUACCGACAGGGAUAUCUAUGUUUGUUAGUCACUCGACGUAUGCCCGAUGCGUUUCAGUGAAUCCCCAGCAAAUCAAUUUUCCGAAUUUAACAAAGUGGGCCUAAAUUGUCGCCUAAGCAUUCCUAAGUCAUGGUACCGAACGCUAUUAGACAAAUUAGGUGGACGUAAGCUUAAUUAGCAGUAACACGAACAUAGUUUUAAGGUGGAUAAAGUCGCGCAAGUUUUUCAGUGCUCGGCCAGACAGCUGUAAACUAAUAAAAACUUUCUUUUUUUUCAAUGGCACGCAAGUUCGACGGAAAUAACGAAAAUGAACUGUACGAAACUGUAUUGUGUCAAUGAUCGCAAUAAGCGCGAAAUAAUAUCUCCAUGAACGCAAUUAAAUUUGGGAACAUCGCUGAAAUAACACGUCGCGCGUUGUUGACGCGAUUACGAAAUGGCAGGACCAGACAAAGCAGAUUAAUGGUAAAUCCGAUUCUCAUAUUCGGCCGCACGUUUCCCCUUUCUCUGCUUUAUUCCGUCAUUAAAAGAUAAUGUGCACUUCACAGAUAUUCGAAUAUACACAUUUAUUCACAGAACAUCGGUUAAAAAGAAAAAAGGUCAAAAGAUAUUACUACUUAAAAUAUAUGUGCUCGCAUAAUGCAAUCGCUAAAUUUAUAAUAAAAUGCCUUCGAUUCCCUCCACUUUUUCAACUAUGCCAAAAUUUCCUACGAGAUAACUUUCAAAUCACAGUACUCGGCUUAGAUUAAUGCUUAACUCUAAGAAAACUUUACAAAAUAUUCUUUUCGCAGUAUCUCUUAAUUGUACCAUACUACCGGGAAAUUCUCAUUGCGAAGCAAUGCAUAUGAAACGAACAAUCACCUGCAUAAUAUGCAGAAUUAUGCAGAAAAAGAAGAGAGAUGAUGUGAUUCUGGAAGUUGCCAAGAUAGAGCUUAAUUUGUUCGUAUGUUAGCACAAACAGAUUAUAUAAAUGGGAAUCCGUAUAGUCCCAACUGAAUUGUGCACUACAAAUUAGACGUAUUAUAUUAUAGAAAAUCAGGUGGAGCGAGAGAGAUUGUAUAUAAUUUCAACUAUUAACUGUAUGUUACAAACAACUUCAAGGUACUUCAGAAUUUUUUUAUAUAAAAUAAAAGUAGUAUUUUUAGAUGUUUCUAAUAAGAACUAUUCUCUUAUUAUCACGCGCAGUAUUAUGAACCAGCUUGCUCGAGUAGGCUGCGGCUUAAGCGCGAAUAGAUAAGAACCUGUUAUUACGAGUUUAAAGAUCCUUUGCUCACAAAUGGCUUCAAUUCAAUAUACGAAGUGAAUCGCGUUACAAGAGACCCGCACAGAGCGGGUCUUCCGUUUUGUCGUAACGAUACGAAUGUUUCUUAUCGAGAUAUUUAGCUAAUUGUUUGACAGUCUUGAAGAAUAAGAGGAAGCUUCUGUAACUUGCUUGUAGUAUGUAAAGAGAUCAUUGUAAUUUAUUCCUUGUCGGCACACAAUUCUCGCAAUUGAACGCACCAGAAAUCCAGAGAUAUCUUACGGUUAGCCUACUAAAAUACAUAUUUCCCUAAAGAUAUCACUCGCGGAAAAUAUUUGCCCAAUCAUCUGUGAUAGUUUAGAGAAUGAUAACAUACGAAACAUUAACACGCGUGUUAAAUGAGAGAUCUACUAUGGCUCAAUUAUUAAUUUAGUCACGUAUUUCUUUAAUAAUUCUCAUAAUCUAACAAGAAAUUUAUUUCGAGCUUAUUCCGUGCUACGAUCAAGAAUAAAUUAUUGCUGAAAUUUGAAUUAAACUCAUUAUACAUAAUAUACGUUAUUUAUCAGAAGUUGAAAUGACUAAAAUCAUCGCGUACUUAAUCUUUCAAGUUGGUCUUUAAAGUUACAAUCUACUGACUGUACCGAUUAUUCAAAAAUAUGUUACACUCUACGAAAACAAACAUUUUCCACUCAUUUCCCUCUUACGUAUAUUUUAUCCGAUAAUAACAAUAGAUAUUGUCAAUUGCAAACGUUAUAGGAGAAAACUAUGGAUAAAGAAAGAAAAAUGUGAGAAGCUAUUGAUAAAGAAAAAAACUUCCAACAUACGUUAUGAAAUAUAUGGAAGUGACUUAUAUAAUAUUAUAACAGAUUUUCUAUUGCGUAACAAUGUUUUAUUUGACUUAUCACGGAGUAUUAUAUAUAUAUAUAUAUAUAUAUAUAUAUAUAUAUAUAGAAUAAUUAUAAAAAAAUAUGAAUUUAACAUUUUCAGUGCUCAUUAUACACUGCACUGCAAAAUAUAUGAUGCACUUGGAUUUAAGUGUAUAAAAGAAACAUGUUAAUUUUGUUUCGGUUAUCAUGUGGUACGGUUGGCUUUUCAGGAAAUCCGAAAGUAGCUUGAGAUGCCUGUGAAAUAUAGAAAGUAUUUGUAAAAAUGUGCUGGAAAUGGACGAUGGCACGUUUAAAUACAAAGAUAGAGUAGGUAACGAUAUAGCUUAGUGCUACCGUGUAAAGUAGUGGGUAAAACCGCAUCGCGUGCGUUAACACUGUUGCUAAUGUUACGAAUUGUCAGUGUCACGUUCUGCACUCUCCAUCACGCAUCUGAAAAUUAGGUUCACUUUGUUAAACGUUUAACUGGAAAUAAAACCGCUCGACAAUAUGUACACUUAAUUCGGUUCGUAACUUGUUAUUUAAGCUUCUCUCGACGGCGUGUUUUUCAAUACUUAAUGACACAUACGUUGUAAUACAUACAAAUGAGUAGUGUUUUUCUACUGGAUCCAGACACUGAGAGCGGUCAGAACUCGUGGCAGGUGAAUGCGCAUCGCCUGGACGAAGGUUUCGCGUAACACGUCGAAAAAAAGUAAAUCCUAUGUAAGUCACGUUUAGAGAGAAGAGAGAAUAUACUUAAGGAUUAAAGCGCGUGUCAAGUUGUUACGUGAUGUUUUGAGAAAAUUAUUGUAUAUACGUGACAAAGAGUGCGAGUCAUGCCAGAUAUAAGACUGUAUAUUUGAAAUGCAUAGAAUAAUAAGUCGUUAUGGAUAAAGAAACUGAAUAAAUAUAUUGUGAAACUGAA
Ooceraea biroi (clonal raider ant) is the source of this 16165-nucleotide messenger RNA. RefSeq names its product serine-rich adhesin for platelets. The record is from RefSeq and is a predicted model, not a curated record. Lineage: Eukaryota; Metazoa; Arthropoda; Insecta; Hymenoptera; Formicidae. Gene Ontology annotation, cellular component: endoplasmic reticulum.